Phlebotomus argentipes is the source of this 4203-nucleotide messenger RNA. RefSeq names its product lysine-specific demethylase 5-like. The record is from RefSeq and is a predicted model, not a curated record. Gene Ontology annotation, molecular function: DNA binding; Atg12 activating enzyme activity; Atg8 activating enzyme activity. Gene Ontology annotation, biological process: piecemeal microautophagy of the nucleus; chromatin remodeling; C-terminal protein lipidation. Lineage: Eukaryota; Metazoa; Arthropoda; Insecta; Diptera; Psychodidae. The transcript has 2 exons. Gene Ontology annotation, cellular component: nucleus; cytoplasm; phagophore assembly site. Bases 109 to 4086 code for a protein of 1325 amino acids.
CAAAACAAUUCUUUUUAUAAUCAUUUGAAGUUAGGAAAUAUGGUUGCUUGAUGCGGUUUUUAACUAUCAUUUUUCGAUUCAGAUUCUGUACCUUGUUCUAUACUUAGUAUGCCUAGUAUUUUAGUACAUAGAUCGAUUCAGUCGGGUUAUUUGUGUUGUCAAAAUUGUCAAACUCUCUGCGUGCUUUUGGGGCAAUCUUUCCAAAUUUUUCCUCAUUUUCCUGUGGUUACUGCGCAAAAUUGUGAUAAGAUGUCAGACAAGAGUGCAGAGAAGAUUCCAGUGUUGUCCACUGUGGAUGUGAAGCCUGAGGAGUUGGCGAAGAAGUGUAAAUUUGUGUUUGAUCGUCCUCCGGAAGCGCCGGUGUUCAGACCCACGCUGGAGGAGUUCAAGGAUCCGGCGGCGUACAUCAGCAAGAUCCGGCCGACGGCGGAAGAGUGUGGCAUUUGCAAGAUCAUUCCGCCGAGUUCCUGGUCACCGCCAUUCACGCUAGAUGUGGCAAAGAUGCGAUUCACGCCGCGUGUGCAGAGAUUGAAUGAGUUGGAGGCAAAGACGAGGGUGAAGCUGAACUUCCUAGAUCAAAUCGACAAGUUCUUGGAAUUGCAGGGCGGCAUGCUGAAGAUUCCGAUGGUGGAGAAGCGUGCGCUGGACCUUUACUCGCUGUACAGCGAAGUGCAGUCUGAGAACGGCUUUGAAGCGGCGUGUCGCGAGAGGAAGUGGAGUAAGAUAGCACGCCGCAUGGGUUAUGCACAGGGGAGGAGCAUGGGGGCGAUCCUGAAGAGCCACUACGAGAAGAUUCUGUAUCCCUUUGAACUGCACAGCACGGGAAAGAGUGCGGACGUGAAGCCCGCGCCAGUGGUGAAGGAAGAGGAUCCGCUGACCAAGUAUGUUUGUCUGAAGUGCAAUCGUGGCGGUGACGAUGAAUUGAUGCUGCUCUGUGACGAGUGCGAUGAUGCCUAUCACACGUUUUGUCUCGUGCCGCCGCUGCGAGAAGUGCCGCAGAGUGCCUGGCGAUGUCCCAAAUGUGUCGUAGAAGUGGUGAACCAGCCCGUGGAGGCUUUUGGGUUCGAGCAGGCGAAGCGAGAGUACACUCUACUGGAGUUCAGCGACAUGGCGGACGCCUUCAAGAAGAAUUACUUCCACAUGCAAGCGCAUCUUGUGCCCCUGGAAACGGUGGAGACGGAGUUCUGGCGCAUAGUGUCGUCGAUUGAUGAGGACGUGACAGUUGAAUAUGGUGCAGAUCUGCACACAAUGGAUCACGGGAGUGGCUUCCCCACACGAAACUCUCUCUAUAUGCAUCCCAGUGAUCAGGAGUACGCGGAGUCCAGCUGGAAUCUCAACAAUCUGCCACUGCUCGAGGACUCAGUUCUUAAGCACAUCACAGCGGACAUCAGUGGCAUGAAGGCGCCCUGGAUGUACGUUGGCAUGUGCUUCGCGGCAUUCUGCUGGCACAAUGAGGAUCACUGGAACUACUCGGUGAACUACCUGCAUUGGGGUGAGCCCAAGACGUGGUACGGCGUGCCUGGAAGGCAGGCGGAGAACCUGGAGGCGACAAUGAAGCGCGAGGCGCCCGAAUUAUUCGCCAGUCAACCAGAUUUGCUCCAUCAACUGGUGACUAUCAUGAAUCCCAAUGAGUUGAUGAACAACGGCGUAUCUGUGUAUCGUACGGAUCAGCAGUCUGGGGAGUUUAUCGUCACCUUUCCGCGCGCCUAUCAUGCCGGCUUCAAUCAGGGCUACAACUUCGCGGAGGCGGUGAACUAUGCGCCAGCGGACUGGAUAAAGAGUGGCCGUGAGUGUGUGAAUCACUACUCAAUGUUAGGCAGAUACUGUGUCUUCAGUCAUGACGAGAUUGUGUGCAAGAUGGCUCUGGACCCGGAGCAGCUUAGCAUGCCAAUUGCAAUGGCAUGCUUCCUAGAUAUGGCAGAGAUGGUGGAAAUGGAAAAGAUAUGGAGGAAAUCACUGCUCGAAUGGGGCGUUUAUAAGGCCGAGAGAGAACCCUUUGAGCUCUUGUCAGACGACGCGCGCCAGUGCGAAAGUUGCAAGACUACGUGCUUCCUGUCUGCCGUGCAGUGCAAUUGCUCAGAUGCCAGAGUGUGUCUUCGUCACUAUUCUGCGCUGUGUAAUAAGUGCUCUCCGCAGGAGCACACGCUCAAGUAUCGAUACACGUUGGAUGAGUUGCCAGUGAUGUUGUGUCGCCUAAAAGCCAGGGUGGACGCAUUCAGUGAGUGGCUUCAGCGUGCAAGAAAAGCCAUGAUGGACACCACUAAAAAGAUCAGCUUUGAGGAAUUGCAGAACCUUGUUACGGAGGCGCGUGAGUUGCAAUUCCGGCAAUCGCCACUGUUGGAUUGCAUUGUGGAGACUCUCAGUGAGGCCAAGAAGUGCAUAUUGGUUGUGCAGCAGCUGAAACAAUACCAGAAGAAUAACGCGACUUAUCGACUCACGCUCAAUGAGUUGGACUUGUUUGCCGCUGAGAUUGGGAAUCUGCGCUGUACAAUUGGCGACACAGCCAUUGUGCGUGAGUUACGCGAUUCGGGCGUGAUAAUGGCAGAGAAAGCGCGCCAAAUGCUCUCCUGUUCACUCAGUGAAAUCGACUUAGGUGAAAUGCAGGCCGUCAUUGAUCAAGCCGCUGAAAUGUGUCUCAAUUUGCCGGAUGUUGAGCGAUUGCAAGCACGCUCUCGUGUAGUGAAUCUCUGCGCUCAUGUUCUGCAGACGCGUGAUCUCACUGUGAUUCCCGAGAAGCAAUUGAAAGAGGUGAGAGACGCACUGCGAGAUGCGAAACAGUGGCAAGAAGACGUGCGUGAAGUGCUAGAGAAUGACAUUGUUGUGAAUGAGGAUAAACUGGAGAUACUUUCGAGGCGUUGCAACAGUUUUAUGGGCUCUACUGGGGAAGCGCAGUGUCUCCGGGAAGCUUACAGUCUCUACCAGAAGUGGCGUGAGUUGUUGAGCGCCAUGCAAUCUAAGAAGGAGUAUCCUUAUCUGAAGAAUGUCGAAGAGGCUGUGCAAAUGGCACAGUGCAUCGCGUUUUGCACGCCUGAGAUGCAGGAUCUCAGCGCGCAGUGUGAAGCAGCCAAGGAUUGGCUAGUUCAGGUUCAGAAGGCAUUCCUGUGCAAGAACUCUGCCUUCAAACUUAUCGAUGUGUUGCUUCCGCGCACGGACGACACAGAUGAGCGCCAGUGGGAUGAUCAAAUGACUCCUGCCGAGAUGAUGGAAACCUUCAAAGCUGACGAGGAGUGUGAACAUGCGAUUAUCAUGGAGUUGCGAGGGAAGAACGUGACCAAAGACAAGUUCUGCAUCUGUAACGUGGAAUUCAAUGAGAACACAAUGAUCAGGUGCCAGCUGUGCCUCGAUUGGUUCCAUCCGGCGUGUCUGCAGGGCGCUGUAGAUGAUGAUGUGUGCUUGUGCACUUCGUGCCGGCGCUCACGCAGACCGGGACUCACGAGCAUCUUGCAACUGCUGCAGUCGCUCAAAGACAUCCCCAUUCGCAUGCCCGAAGGUGAUGCUCUGCAGUAUCUGGCGAAGCGCGCUAUUGAUUGGCAGGAGCGCGCUAACGUAGUUCUGGGGAGUGAAGAAGUGGCAUCCGUGAUCGCAUAUCUAUCCGAAUCUGAAGGUGUGGAGGCGAAGCUGAAUGCUGAGACGCUGGAAAAUUUGGACAGUUUGCUGUUCGAGGUCAAUCUGAUUGAAGUGACGAUGGAUCAGGUCAUGAUCAUUUGUCGCGUUCUGAAGCGGGAGAAGAUUGGCCGAAUGGAGCGUGGCCAGAAAUCUCGAUCGUCGGUGAAGAGGAGGCGCAGCAAAGUGACGAAGAACUUCAGAGAUUCUUCGGAUGAGGACGAUGAUGAGGAGGAGGAGGAGAAAUGCAGUGCGCCAAAGUGUGUGAGGCCGAAGGGCAGGAAAUUUGUGGACUGGGUGCAGUGCGAUGGCCCAUGUGAGAAGUGGUUCCACAUGAAAUGCGUAGGCGUGCAGAAAACACAAGUGACGAAUGAGAGCGACUUCUACUGUGAUAAGUGUGCUUCGCGCAACAACAAUCAACGACGAGUCGAUGAGGGAUCGCACGCUGGAUCAGCAAUGCACCGUCACUCGGCCGGCUGUUAGCAAUAUCGCCGGAUCGCUUGCCGUGGAAUUGAUGACAACCCUUCUGCAACAUGAAUUGAGGGAAUUUGCUCCGGCCUUUGUUGUGACGUCGUCCGCCAAUCGUGAGGAUGCUGAAGU